AAUAGUUAAUACGUAUCGAUGAUUUCGCUUUAGCGCGACUUAAGUAUUAAAAGCAUACUUAGUUUACAUAACCACAAUUGUAUUGCCACAAUACACAGUAUAGCAGAAAUUUGUUUAAUUAAUCACGUUUUUUUUAACAUGCUUGUGUAAUAAUACUCAGCCACCCCCACCCGGUACUAGGCACGUAGCAGAUUUAAAGUUUCCCGCGCUCUAUCUGUCGGGCGAUGGUAAACAGGAUAAAGCAUGGUGAUUAGACUAAGUGGGGAACAGUAAAUUCUGCGGUGAACACGAUUUUAUUUCAACAUAGGUCUUAUAACAAAAAUUCAAUUUUCGUAUAAACCAGUCAUGUACCUGUUUGUCAUAAAUAGAGUGGAAAUAGAUAUUGAUACUCGAGCUGAUUUUACUGCAGCAACAAUGAUUGUUACCGUUUCUACGAAGAUAAAGAUUUUGUGAUUAGCUACAAUUAAUUUAAUGAUGAUGUUACCUUUACCAAUAGUUUUAUCUUUACGGUUUAUUUUCUUAUUUACAAUAGGAGGAAUUAUUUCACCUAACUCUUCUACUAAUGUUAUUUCACAUGAUACUUAUUACAUAAUAUCUCAUUCCCAUGAUGUAUUUAGAAUGGGUGCUGUAUUUGCUAUUAUUGCAACAAGUAUACAUUGUUUUGCACUCUUCGUUGGAUAGAGUUUUACUUCUAUGUUUUUGAGGAUUCAAAAACUUGUGUCCGCGUAAAUGCUCGCCUGAAAACUAGUCCUGGUACGCUAUUUCACUAGCUCUAUUCCAAAACGGAAACAUUCUUGGCCGAAUUUUGCAGGCCACCACUUUGGUCUGGGAUAUGAUUUCGCCGUCGACUCCGCUCACGUACAUAGGGACUGUGGCUAUAAUAUAUUUGCUUUACUGUCGUCGAUCAGUCGCCUAGCUGGAUUGAAGAACUAACGCGUUACGAUUCGUAGAUGGCUGAAGUUGACUCGGGUUUCACUGAGAGCUUCCUACUAAAUUGACGUUGAAUUUACAGGCCUGCCGCAGUCACCGUCAAGAAUUACCAUUUCUUCGUUUCUGAACAGCCUUUGAAUCGUGUUCUCAUUUUUUUGAUCGUCACUGUCAUUGCCAUGAUUCGCAGCAUCAUCCUAAUGCUUCUGUUCCAAUAUUUCUGUUUACAGCGUUUAACACUGCAUGAUACACAGAGUUCAUUAUGCGCAAAACUACGGAAUAUUUUCGUCGGUUUCUUGGAAAGUGCGGCUCCCAGGUUUCUUGUCAUUGCUCUCCGGCCUGUUCUCAAUGUUCCCAAUGUCAUGUCAGUGUUAUGUCAGUGUUCUUCAAGAGUGUGAUCAUAAUUACCAUGAAGUUAUCCAGGCUCCCUGUACUUCGAAUUUGUAUCAGAUGAAAUCGAACAAAAAUGAAAUCAUUCUUCAAUAACCGAGUUCUGCUGUUGGUUACUGGUGCCAGCCGUGGUUUGGGCUUAGAAAUAGUUAUGCAGUUGUCGGCGAAGAUUGCGAAUGGCUCCGUUGUAGUUCUCGCCGCCAGGGACAAAGAAAAACUUGAUAUCAACUGCGCUAACCUCAAGAAGACUUUCCCCGAAAUAAUGUUCGAGUCGUUCGUGAGCGAUAAUGCGACAGCGACGUAUGCCGAUUACGAAAAGCUGCUCAACGAAAAGCUGAAGUGCGCACCUGAAGCUGUUGUUGUUAUUCACAAUGCCGGGUCACUUGGCAACACCAAUGUUCAGCUAAGUGAGCAGAAUAAUCUGGAUGAGCUUGCCUCAUACUUCGCUGCGAACGUUCACCAUCCGAUGGUUCUCUCUAGCGCCGUUAUCACUCUUGCAAAAGCACCGAUUUACCUGGUGAACAUCUCUUCACUGUGUGGCAUCAAGCCUUUUCCGAAUAUCGGUCUCUAUUGCACGGGCAAAGCUGCACGCAAGAUGUACUUUGAUUGUUUAGCAGCGGACAACCCGGAAAUCCGCAUCCUCCAGUAUUCUCCUGGGCCGUUGGAGACAGACAUGAUGACUGAGUUACGCAAUUGCAAAAUCGGUUCUGUGUCGUCGAUGGCUAAAAAUUUAAGGGAGAAAGGAAUUCUCCUAAAUACUCGCCAAACUGUUGAGAAGCUCUGCGAUAUCAUUGAUAAAAAUGCCUUCGAGUCGGGAGCUCACAUUGACUACUACGAUCGAUGAUCUCUUUGCCUGUACGCUUCUGCAUACCUUAAAUGUAUUGUACGAUUCAUUACCAAAGUGUUACUUUUAAUUAAAAAACUUUAAAAAUGAAAUUCACCAAAUAAAAUGAUCAAUAUUGCUUUAUGUUGUAAUCUAUUAGGAUUUCUCGGUGAUUACUUUCCAACAAGAUCGUUUUAGUGAUAGUUUAGUGAUGUCAUGUAAAGUUUCUGAUUGUUCUUGCGCGCAAAUAUUUAAUCAGAACCGCUAAAUCGAGGAGCAGGAUUACAAAUAAGAAAUAUUAAGUGCGAAAUGACCGACGACCAAACACAAAUUCUGAUUACAACGCGAUGCGCGCGAAACUGAUUUCCGACCUCAUCUAGUGCUCGAUCGACUCAACGCAAAAGCUGAUGUAAAUGCCAUGGUAGGGGUAAAUUAACUAAUCAGAAAACACGAACCGAACGAAGCCCAGUUCCUUUAAACUAUUAAACUAGUGUUUUAAACUGAACAUAUUUCCAAUGGUUAAGUGUUUGUCAACUAAACCUAGAAGCCGCGUAAUGGCAGUAUAGGGCGUACGAACUCGGAACAUUCGUUGUCCGUUUUUGUAUCCGACUCCCUUUCUGACUUCUUGUAGGCUAGCGCCCGUAAAAUUAUCGCUUUAACCUAGUAUCCUUUAACCUGGUAGAGUUUUUACCUGAGGUAAUACGAGUACGAAAUUGAGCAGAUUAGAGGGAUUUUUUUUUUUCAGUAUGAAACUAAACAUUCACUGACAUAGAAACGAAGACGGCGUAAACGCCUACAAGUCAUCCUGUAUUCUAUCCAAACAUGAUCAUUAAACUAAAAAUAAAAACAGUAUUCACGUCAAAACCUGUGUCCAAACUAAUCUACCUUAUAACCUAUUAGGUUUCUGUACAAUGUAAUAACUGUUGGCAUGUAUUCAAGUGUACUUUACAUUAGACUAUUAGUACCACAGCAAUAACUCGAAGUAGAAACACUAAUUAUUAGCAAAACGGCUCCGAAAGUUUGCGUGCAAACUAUUUUAUCUGAGAAACUUAAAGGUCCUGUGCUCCUCAAAUUUACAAUGUACUUAGCAGACCGACGCAAAAUACGACUAUAAAGUCUCUGUUGAAUUAUGUUGUAUGGCAUCCUAUUUGAGUUUGUUCAACGGAAUAACUGGAAAAUGUGUACGUAGGUUGCAUUUGACUACAUACUUUCAUGUCGUUUUUGUCUUUAUUUUUCUCUACUUCAGUGAAUAACAAACCCACAAAUACACACAAUAAGGACGAUGAGAAUACUUGUGGCGGAACAAAUUUGCCUAUACUCUAUAUAAAGGUAUCUACCGGAAUAAGCAUAAAUAAAACGAAGUGGAUGUAAACGUCUGUAUUCAAACUAUAUAACACUACACCGACUUUGUGCCUUUUAAGUUAUAAAUUUAUCAAAAGUAUAGGAUGGUUUUAAUAAACGAAGAAAUUGUCAAGAAUUGAAAAACACUUGUAACUUAAUCUGUGUUCCUACUGUGCCGCCUUAUUCGGGUCUGCGUCUGGUAGCACUAUUAGACAAAGCAGCUCAAGCUGCAUUGUGAUCUAUAUGGAGCGGCCGCAUAAUUUGAUAGUGACUCCACAGUGAAACCUGAAAACGAUCUAUUUCUCAAUGAAGCUUUUGCUGUCAAUAAAUUGGUGCUCGCAGAAUCGUGGUCACUGAAUCCAGUUUC
Messenger RNA from Varroa destructor (honeybee mite), 3848 nucleotides. Its product is annotated as sepiapterin reductase-like. The record is from RefSeq and is a predicted model, not a curated record. Lineage: Eukaryota; Metazoa; Arthropoda; Arachnida; Mesostigmata; Varroidae. Gene Ontology annotation, molecular function: sepiapterin reductase (NADP+) activity. Gene Ontology annotation, biological process: tetrahydrobiopterin biosynthetic process.